UAGGUUUUCGGAUCCCAACUCCGGAGCUGGCGUUGUUCUAGUUCCGCCGGCGUGAGGCGCCCAAGGGCCGGCCCCCGGGCCCAUGGCGGCGCCCGUCCGCCUGGGCCGGAAGCGCCCGCUGCCGGUUUGCCCCAACCCGCUCUUCGUACGCUGGCUGACCGAGUGGCGGGACGAGGCAACCAGCAGGGGGCGCCGCACACGCUUCGUGUUUCAGAAGGCGCUGCGCUCUCUCCAGCGGUACCCGCUGCCCCUGCGCAGCGGGAAGGAAGCUAAGAUUCUCCAGCACUUCGGAGACGGGCUCUGCCGGAUGUUGGACGAGCGGCUGCAGCAGCACCGAGCCUCGGGCGGUGACCAUACCCCGGUCUCACCAUCUGGAGAGAAAAGUUCAGCCCCGGAAGGGCCAGCUGCGGAAGCCCAAGACCCUUCCCUGCCGGUUUCAGCCCAGCCCAGAUCGAGAGGUUCUGGCGGCUACUGGCCAGCCCGGCAUUCAGGAGCUCGCGCUGUGCUGCUGCUGCUCUACCAGGAGCACCUGAAUCCUAGUGGCUGUAGCUUCCUAACCAAGGAGGAACUGCUGCAGAGAUGUGCCCAGAAGGCUCCCAGGGUGGUCCCUGCAAAUGUUCGAUCUUGGCCAGCCCUCCGAUCCCUCCUCAACCGGAACCUUGUCCUCAGAGCACACCAGCCUGCCAGGUAUUCGCUGACCCUGGAGGGUCUGGAACUGGCCCAGAAGCUGGCUGAGUCAGAGGGCCUGAGCUCACUGAAUGCGGGCACAGGGCCAGAGGAGCCCGCCAGGGAGGAGCCAGAAGUGCCAGGAGCAGCCUCGGCCAAGCUUGGUGCCAGCGAAGGGGGGGGCCAGCAGCCACCACUGGAGCUGGGGCCUGGAGAGUACAGGGUGCUGUUGUGUGUGGAUGUCAGCGAGACUACAGGGGCCGGGCACAGGCCGGAGCUGCUUCGUGAGCUACAGCGGCUGCACGUGAGCCACACGGUCCGAAAGCUGCACGUCGGGGACUUUGUGUGGGUGGCACAGGAGACCAGGCCCAGAGACCCAGCGAGGCCCAGCGAGCUCGUGCUGGACCACGUCGUGGAGCGUAAGCGGCUGGACGACCUGUGCAGCAGCAUCAUCGACGGCCGCUUCCACGAGCAGAAGUUCCGGCUGAAGCGCUGUGGCCUGGGGCGCCGGGUAUACCUGGUGGAGGAGCAUGGCUCCGUCCACAACCUCAGCCUUCCUGAGAGCACCCUGCUGCAGGCUGUCACCAACACUCAGGUCAUUGAUGGUUUCUUUGUGAAGCGCACAGCAGACAUUAAAGAGUCAGCUGCCUACCUGGCCCUCUUGACGCGGGGCCUGCAGAGACUCUACCAGGGCCACACCCUACGCAGCCGCCCCUGGGGAACCCCAUGGGACCCUGAACCAGGGGCCAGGCCCUCCCCAAAUCCUCUCUGCUCACUCCUCACCUUCAGUGACUUCAACGCGGGAGCCAUCAAGAACAAGGUCCAGUCUGUUCGGGAGGUGUUUGCACGUCAGCUGAUGCAGGUGCGUGGAGUGAGUGGGGAGAAGGCGGCAGCUCUGGUGGAUCGGUACGGCACCCCUGCCAGCCUCCUGGCCGCCUAUGACGCCUGUGCCACUCCUAAGGAGCAGGAGAUGCUGCUAAGUACCAUUAAGUGUGGGCGUCUGCAGAGGAAUCUGGGGCCCGCUCUGAGCAGGACUUUGUCCCAGCUCUAUUGUAGCUGUGGUCCUCUGACCUGAGCCAUGCCACAAGAUGGAGCCCUGCCCCUCCCCUCCCCUCACCCGGCUGCUAGCCAGACUUUUAACUAGAACCUUUUGGGGCUACAAUAAAAAUCUUAAGCGUUCAUAGCUUUAUGUGUUAUGGAUAGAAGCAUCAGGCCGCAGGAGCCUUAUAAAAUACCCAGGCAGGAAUUGGGGAGAUCAUCUGGUCCGGUUUUAGACUGAGUUCCUCAGGCCCCUGGAGCUCCAUGUGGAGCACCAAGGCCGCCAGGGAGGCGGACUCAGUGGGCACUGCAACUUUGAGUCGAGUUCAUGUCAUCAAAGGGUCUCUGAGUGAAUGAAAUUUCUUUUGAUAAGAAGUUCUGUAGCUUGAAAAAGAAAAGUUUGCAAACCGCUAACAGUCCAAUUGCCUCAUUUUAUGGAUGGGAAAACUGAAUCCCAGGGAACUAUUAGGGCUUAUCCAAAUUCAUACUUUGAGGCCGAGGUGGGACUGGAACCCAGGGCCUUCUGGCACUGCCCAGAGCAGGGGUUCCCUAGCAAGCCAGCCACGCCCCGGUCUCCAGGCCGAGGCCUCAUUACC
Messenger RNA from Trichechus manatus latirostris (Florida manatee), 2300 nucleotides. RefSeq names its product MUS81 structure-specific endonuclease subunit (gene MUS81). The record is from RefSeq and is a predicted model, not a curated record. Gene Ontology annotation, cellular component: nucleus; Holliday junction resolvase complex. Bases 83 to 1741 code for a protein of 552 amino acids. Gene Ontology annotation, biological process: mitotic intra-S DNA damage checkpoint signaling; DNA catabolic process; double-strand break repair via break-induced replication. Gene Ontology annotation, molecular function: DNA binding; 3'-flap endonuclease activity; crossover junction DNA endonuclease activity. The transcript is spliced from 16 exons. Lineage: Eukaryota; Metazoa; Chordata; Mammalia; Sirenia; Trichechidae.